AUGCCUAAAGAUACAACGAGAAUUAAUUCUAUCAAUUGGGCUGAUCCACGAACGAUAGAAAAUUUAAACAAACGUCAAACAAUUAUUCAAAGUAAAUUAAAGAAAAUCCAACAUCAACUAAUGAUACAUUUAAAACAAGAGUCAUUUAUUGCUCGGCCUUCGAUAAGUAAAUCGAUUGAUCUUUUAAAUCUUAUCGAUACGGCAAUCAGAGAAUUUGUACAUCAAGGUCAACAGCGAUUACGCACCAUGUAUGGAGAACAAAAGCUUAUAUUUGAAUUUGAUCACAAUGAUCUUCGACUCGUUAAAUCACUCUAUAAUUUAAAUCCAACCAAUGAACAACUCCUCCAUGUUCAAAAACUUUGGCGAAGUAAAGUAAAGGCUUGUAAACGAGUCAUCCAACAGUGCCAUGAUAAUUCAUCGCUUCAUAAUCAACCAAAUACUGAAGUCAAUACAGAUCUCACUACUUGCCUUAUACGAUCCAUCGUCGAAGCACGUCUCAUCAAUAUACAACAACGUAUCCAUCAAAUCAUCCAAUUCAAGAUGAACUCUUUCAAGAAAUAA
Molecule: messenger RNA, 561 nt
Organism: Rotaria socialis
Lineage: Eukaryota; Metazoa; Rotifera; Eurotatoria; Philodinida; Philodinidae
Source: the annotation of a GenBank genome assembly